AUGUCCUGUGCUUUCAGCCUCUCUCAGAUGGCCGAGAUCCUCCAUGUGUCCCGUUCCACAGUCAAACGGCGCCUACGACGCUUGAAUCUUUCACAGGCGGGGCGUUUUUCAGACUUGUCAGACACUGCUCUGGACGAUAAGGUCAAGGAUCUGGUGGCUGGGAACGACAGACUUGGACCGGAGUCCGUCCGAGCACAACUGAGGGCAGAGGGAAUCCGGGUGCAGAGACGCAGAGUGAGGGAUAGCAUGCUUCGCGUUAAACCGAGGGCGGCUGCCCUCAGAGCCAUGUCGCAGAGGCUGCACAGAAGGUCCUACCGUGUCGCUGGUCCAAAUUCUUUAUGGCACCUGGAUGGAAACCACAAACUGAUAAGGUGGAGGAUAGUCAUCCACGGUGGCAUUGAUGGCUACAGUCGCCUUGUUGUGUUUCUCCGUGCUUCCAGCAACAAUCGCAGCAGUACGGCUCAGGACGGGGAGGCUCAAGACGGGGUGGCAGGGACACCUGUUGUUCACUGGAUAGAGAGAGUGACCAUACCUCCAAACCGGUUUACUUUGGGAAAUGCUCUCAUGCAACCCAACCCCCCAGUUGCGGAACACCCCGAACCGGCCCGGAACCCUCCGGUGCCACAGGGCCUGCUGCGGAACACCCAGGACGGGACCGGAAGCCUCCGGUGCCCGCUGGCCCCGACCGCUCGACAAGUCGGGAUCGGGAUCGUCUUUUCCCGCCAGACCAGACCCGGAGGGAGGAAGGAGGGACAGACGGGCAAGAGCCCCACCACCUUCGCCGAGAGCAGGCAGGCCACAGGAGAGUGGCACCCCUAG
Osmerus eperlanus (European smelt) is the source of this 819-nucleotide messenger RNA. RefSeq lists its product as uncharacterized. Lineage: Eukaryota; Metazoa; Chordata; Actinopteri; Osmeriformes; Osmeridae. The record is from RefSeq and is a predicted model, not a curated record. Bases 1 to 819 code for a protein of 272 amino acids. The transcript is spliced from 6 exons.